Messenger RNA from Myxocyprinus asiaticus (Chinese sucker), 3361 nucleotides. It is a transcript of the gene uncx4.1, whose product is annotated as Unc4.1 homeobox (C. elegans). The coding region runs from base 467 to 1885 and encodes 472 amino acids. Gene Ontology annotation, biological process: regulation of DNA-templated transcription. The transcript is spliced from 3 exons. Lineage: Eukaryota; Metazoa; Chordata; Actinopteri; Cypriniformes; Catostomidae. The record is from RefSeq and is a predicted model, not a curated record. Gene Ontology annotation, molecular function: DNA-binding transcription factor activity, RNA polymerase II-specific; sequence-specific double-stranded DNA binding.
UUAGCUGUUGGAACAGAAUCACUGUACGUUUAUGUAGUCUCUAUUUCGAAUUUUGUCGGGAAUCAAUCAAUUCGCCGGUUUCGCCUCCUCACUUUUCUCCUCCCUCUCGCCUAGUUGUGAUGGCUCGUGCCGUGUUGUGACAGCGCUAGUAUUGUUUAUUGAGGUGGAUGUCAGGUAUAAUUAGCAAUCGAUAUGGAAUACGUUCCGUGUCGUGGUUCUGACGUCACCGACGAUUAACGUUUCUUAUUGGUCGCAAAUUCCCCAGCGCGAGAGCUCGUUAUUUGGACAAGGCAAGAGUUGAUGUUGACAAGUAGGGGAGUGUAAAAAAGCCUGUGCGCCUUCUUUAGUCUCCUUAUUCCUCGCUCGGAAGCGCAAAGCAUGUCCACGCUCGCCCCUCCACGGCUGUUCUGAGGGAAGUGUUGGAGCUUGUUUGCCCAGACAAACGGUUCCCUGAUUCGGAGAUGAAAUGAUGGAUAGCCGGAUCCUCGAGCAUCCACAUGCCCAGUUUGGAGGCUCUCUGGGAGGCAUUGUUGGAAUGGGUUUCCCCUACCACCUCAGCCAUCAUCAUGUUUACGAUCUUUCCGGACAUCAGAUACAGUCGGCGGCCGCUAUACCGUUUUCUAUAGACGGAUUACUUAACGGAUCAUGCUCGGCGUCUGUUGCAAACUCUAACCCAUUGCUCGGAUCUGGAUGUGGCAUAAACGGGGAUAGUCAGUAUAAACUCGGCGAUUCUGUGAUCCUAGAUUCCGGAGACCCUGACAAGGAAAGCCCUGGUUGUAAACGGAGGCGAACGCGUACAAAUUUUACGGGCUGGCAGCUGGAGGAACUAGAGAAAGCGUUCAACGAAAGCCAUUAUCCGGAUGUGUUCAUGCGCGAGGCGCUCGCGCUACGUCUAGACCUUGUCGAGUCACGUGUUCAGGUGUGGUUCCAAAACAGGCGAGCGAAAUGGCGCAAAAAGGAGAACACGAAGAAAGGGCCCGGUCGACCGGCUCACAACUCUCACCCCACUACAUGCAGCGGCGAGCCAAUGGACCCAGAGGAGAUCGCACGACGGGACUUGGAGCGCUUAGAAAAGAAGAGGCGAAAACAGGAACGCAAACUGCUCAAGUCCCAGAAUAAGCUUUUAGCGGGUGAGCUCUUCCAUACGCCCGGAUCUGACAGCGACAGCGGAGUAUCGCAGAGCACAGACAGCGAGUCAGCUCAGCCCAACGGGCCUCAUCCUAACCCACACCGACAGCAAGCAGAACAUUUAUGUGACCAACACCCACGCCACCAAAGAACCGGUAUAGUCAAUGAGACAGCUGAGCCCAUAGACCCCACAAGGAGCUCUGCUCUGUGCCCUGCGAGCAGCAUCACACGCGCCUCCACGCUCCAGAAACUCAACCCAUUUAGUGUGGAGAGUUUACUAGCCGACUCAAGUCCCAGGAGAAAAACGAUCCUGGAUUUUUCUCAGUUACCGCCACAGAGACAGCUGGUCGGUAAAGGCCAAUUCCUUCUUUAUCCUAUUACCCAGCCGCUGGGUUUCAUAGUGCCACAGACAGCGAUGAAACCGAGUCAGGAUUCAGGAAACUCGGGACACAACAGUUCCACGACAGACACCUCAACCCCAAACCAGCAUGUGUCUGGAGAUGUUACGAAAAAUAAUCACUUGUGCAAGGGUACCACAAAAGAUGAGCUGCAAAGAGAAAACCAGAACUCUUCCAUCCAAACAUUAAACACAAGCUCAGAAUCGAAUUCACCACAAAACCAGUUUGCAAAAGAGUCCGAGGUCACAAGCUCUACCCAGAAAGAAAGCACCUCGCCUAACCUGUCUCAAUGUUCGGACACGAAAACGCGCAGUUCUGCAGACGCAAAUACAGAUGGAGAGGACGUUGACAUGGACUGAAAUAACAAAUAGGCCAGAAGCAGAGGAGCCACGUUGACUUGUCACAAUCCCAAAGCUGAUUGAUUACGACACGUUUUUGUACAAAAGAUUGUUUGAAUUAAUUUUUUACUCUUUUUCCAGAAACGGAUAUUCUCUAUUCAAGUGGACUAAGUUAGCAUACGAGCAGGAUACAAGAACAACACAAAUCCUCAAACAUUGUAUGAAUGAUAAAGUAUCGAAGAUAUUUAUAUAUGUAACGUUUUGAUAAGUAAUACGAAAAAUAAUAAAACAUUGUGAAAGAAAAAGACCUCGUAUUUCCAACGACUAUUCCCACCUUAGUGCUGUAGCAGUUAGCCUGUCUGUUUUGUUUAUCGCUUUGAGACGCUGCUGUACAGCAUGCUCGUGUUUAUUGCUUUAACAAAUUCAUUCAUUCAAAACCUCCAGUUGAAAUGAGGUCUCACGCCGCGGGCGGUAGGACCCGGUCAGCUCCUGUGGAGAUUUGAUAUGAAAGUAAUUAUUUUCCCGGUGGCUGCUGGGAGGAUACGUUUUUUCCCCCCCUUGUUAGCCUAAAGGCUUAUUAUACAUUACCGAUUCCAGCGAUACGAAAUCACAUAAACUUCCAACAAUAAUAGAAUUUGCAUGAAAGGCUGGCGAGUCAGAUUGAAAUGGGGAAAUAAUAGCCCAGGCAGCUGCGAGCGUACGCGAGGACGCGUGUGUGUGCAUAGUGAGGCAAGCCCGGGUGAUUCGUGGGGCGGAAUUUUCAUGAGGCUGGUCUGUCAGGGCUCGUGUAGACAGCAAUAUUAAGAUAGAUGUUCGAUGAUAUCCCUCAUUGUUCUGUCGUGUGCAUUGAUGUUCCUGCCUUAUCGGCCUAUUGAUCAUGUGUCGCAGUGUAAUAGAACAGUCUCUCUCUCUCUCUCUCUCUCUCUCUCUCUCUCUCUCUCUCUCUCUCUCUCUCUCUCUCUCUCACACACACACACACACACACACACAAAGUUGCAAAGUUAGCGGGGCACAAGUGAAUUCAUAAAGACAAUGUGAUGGAGAUAAAAUAGCUUGUCUAUGUAAAGAAGAAAAGAAGGUAUCUCACUAAACGUGGAUUUUGAGGCAUGAAUUAGCUACAGCCGAAAUAUUCCGGUUUCAAUACCAGUUAACCUCAAUCAACAACAUCUGUGGCAUGAUGUUGAUUACCACAAAAAAAAAAAAAAAAAAAAAAAAAAAUCGAUUCGUCCCCGUUUUCUUUAAAAAAAAACAAAAACAAAGAAGCACAAAUCAAGGUUCCAGUGAGGCACUUACAAUGGAAGUGAAUGGGGCCAGUUCUUGGAGGGUUUAAAGGGUGAAAUGUGAAGCUUAUAAUUUUAUAAAAGCACUAACAUUAAUUCGUCUGUUAAAACUUGUGUAUUAUUUGAGCUGUAAAGUUGUUUAAAUAGUCGUUUUUACUGCUGUUUUAGUGUUUUGUGGCCAUGUUGUCAUGACAGCAAAGUUGUAAACUUGGAUAUA